CGUCGUUGGGCACGGCGAACUCGAGGUUGCACGCAACCCCCACGCGUCUUUGCUCCGUCCUAUGCUGCGCAAGCCCCUGGAUUCCCCCAAUCUUGCGUCUUGACCACAUUCUGCAGUCAGAUCCCUGACACCAUCUUGACCGAGCAUUUGGUUGGAGACCGGACGCACCAGGCAACCGCAAGGCUCUCGAGGGGACAGCGAUGGACGACGAACAUCGUCGGGAUGAUGGAGUGGAGAGUCGGAGAAAUAGGCUGCCGUCCUUCACAGAGGUGCUGUCGCGACGGACGCGACCGCCUGUGGACCUCUUCAUGUUUUAUUUAUUCUUGCAGCGGGAAGGCGCAGAAGACGUCCUCGACUUCUGGCUGGACGUGCAGCAGCACGAGAACUUGUGUCGCGCGUAUUUCAAGGACGUGCGCAAGUCGGGGCGAACGAUCAAGGAGGACUGGCCCGAGUACUGGGACUACGCUCGCAGGCGCGGUUCGAUCUACGGCACCGUAGUGGGUAUGAACCCGCACAUGGGCACCAAACGUAGCACGGCGAGCACCCAAGACCUCAUGUCGGACCAGGACAGGCAGAACCUAGCAACGGUGGACAACGAGAAGGCUGGACGGAGCCCGAGCCCUCGCAUCAUGUCGACUUCGCCCGGGACGCACACGGCGGUCGCGUCGGAGCCGCCGCGCUCGACGACGCCGUUCUCGCUCUCGGGGCGGACACCGACGCUGUUCAACAUGCGCCGCGCGUCGCGGGCACCGACGAUCAUCCCACGCUCGGCCGCCAUCACGCGCCUCGACCUCAUCGCGUCCGCAGAGCGGAUCUACUUCCGCUACCUGUCGCCCGCGGGGACGGUGGGCUCGACGGAGAACCACGAGAUCUACCUGCCGCCCGCGCUGCGGGUCCACACUUUCCCGCUCAACAGCAACCACGAGCCGAAGACGGCGAACGAGAUGAGCCUGAUGGCGCAAAUCCCCGACAUGUUCCACGCGCAAAAGGAAUACUGUUUCCGCGCGAUGGAGCAGGACGCGUUUCCGCGAUUCCUGCGCGCGAAGGCGUUCGGGAACCUCACGCCCGUGUCCGCGCUCGUGCGGCUCAUCGUCGGGCUCAUCGUCCUCUGGGUCGGACUCGCCGUCGGCUUUUCUCUCAUAUUCCUGGACGUGCAGCCCAAGUCGAAGCGUUUCUUCCUUUUCCUCCCAUAUGCCGUCGCCAUUCUCUUCCUCGUUUCACACCAGUACGAAUUGGACCCCAUCCUUGUCUUCUUGGGACAAUCUGAGUCCACCCCUUUCCGCACGCUCCGCAUUCGCGAGCCGUACGUGAAGAAGCUUUUGGUCGGGCGGGCGCUGUGGGUCUCCACGCUCGUCGCGGCCUGCACGGUGGCCCUGACCAUGAUAUUCUGGGCUGUGCCGGGCCACCGCCUGUAGCUGUUGUUAUGUACGUUCACGACUAUCAUGCACUGUGGGAACGUUGUAGGAGCUUGGGAUUAUGGGACACGACUUUCGCUAUUUCUAAUCCUUAAUUCGGUUUUACCUUCUGGUGCUACUACUUUGACAUCCAUGAUACAGUAUACCCUUGGUGAUAUUCCCAAUCAACUCGCUGUCGCUCAUUUUGUUGCCCGAACUUGCCAUUCUUACAACCAUGCAUAUACCUCGAUUUAUGCCCGUGUUCGGCGGCUGCAUGCUUGCGGGAUCUGGUUAAUCCGACGUUCCUAAUCAAAUCCGAGC
Messenger RNA from Rhodofomes roseus, 1715 nucleotides. RefSeq names its product RGS domain-containing protein. The record is from RefSeq and is a predicted model, not a curated record. Lineage: Eukaryota; Fungi; Basidiomycota; Agaricomycetes; Polyporales; Fomitopsidaceae. The transcript has 3 exons. Gene Ontology annotation, biological process: intracellular protein localization. Bases 201 to 1415 code for a protein of 404 amino acids. Gene Ontology annotation, cellular component: plasma membrane.